AUGUCAGUAGCCGCCGAAGCCGUGGCCUGCUUGGCAGAGAAGAAGGUGACAGAACUCCGAGCAGCCCUUCUGCUGAACCAAAGGCACAUACGAAAUUGCCAGCAGCAAUCUCGCAGAGAAGCUGCCUCGCUGCUCAAAGGCGGCCUUUCUUGCCACUCUGAGCGAAAAGUUUUGGCCGUCUAUGCUUUGUCAAACUGGGAUUUGAGUUUGGCUCUGCGAGCGGCACAGCGGCUGUCCCGCGUGGCACCAUCAGCGGCAGAUGUGUUUCAUUACUAUGAGAACAAGGCGCUUCAGGUGGAACCUUGUGGACAGCCUCGCCGCAGGACUGUUAACAAAUGGGCUGCUCGUUGGCGGGCUCGGUGGGGUGUUCGCAGGGCAUGCCUGCGGUCAGCUGACACAGUGGAUCCCAGCAUUUUUUCCAGGGUGAAGGCGUUCUGGAGAUCCAUUGCCUAUGUGACCGAGAAAUUUGGCCACCAGGAACUGGUUUGGAUCAACUUCGAUGAAACUUCUGUUCCUUGCUGUCCACCAUGUCCGAAAGGUUGCGUGGUGAAUGACUGGAAGUCUUACCCCGUGCCAGGGGGUCCACAAAUGCCGGUCCCCAAAAGUCGGCGGAGGAUCGCCUACACAUACGGGGCCUUGCUUUGCAGUCAUCCGGGCAUUCAAGCGGUGCUUCCGCACUUCCUGGUUUGCAGCGAGAAGAGGCUUCCCCAGACUGUCGCCAAAGGUUUUGCAGCGCUGCCACCGACGAGGUUGCGGCUUCUUCGCAGAAAAUCUUCUUGGGUGACAACAGAUUGCAUGAUCCGAAUUUUGGCAGAUGUGAGAGAGGUUUUCAGCUUCUUUUUGUGCCAGCUUCCAGCACUGGCCUGCUACAGCGGUGAACCGCAGCAGCUUGAGUUUCUGUGGCAACUGGGUCAAGCUCCUCGAGAAUUUUUCGCCAGCAGACAAUGGGCCCACGCUUUCGAAAGCGUUGGGUGCGGGCGAGAUGUGACAAAGUUGCAUUCCGCCUUGCGAAAUUUCAUGCAGAAUCCAGUGUCCUUACCGCUUCCUGCCAAACCCACUCCGGCAGAGAUGGCUCUCAUUUGGCCUAAAAGGCGAAAGAUGAGCUAUGCGGAUGCAUGUUUGUUCUGA
Cladocopium goreaui is the source of this 1128-nucleotide messenger RNA. The record is from the annotation of a GenBank genome assembly. NCBI's taxonomy places the organism in Eukaryota, Dinophyceae, Suessiales, Symbiodiniaceae.